AGCUCACACUGGACAGCCCCGCCAGUAGAGCUGCAGAUCAGCUGUGGAGGAAGCCUUGUUGCCAACAUGAACUUCUCUGGCAAGUACCAACUGCAAAGUCAGGAAAACUUCGAGGCCUUCAUGAAAGCAGUCGGGUUGUCCGACGACCUCAUCCAGAAGGGGAAGGACAUCAAGGGGGUGUCGGAAAUCGUGCAAAAUGGGAAGCACUUCAAGUUCACCAUUACUACAGGGUCCAAAGUGAUCCAAAAUGAAUUCACCUUGGGAGAGGAGUGUGAGCUGGAGAGCAUGACAGGGGAGAAGGUCAAGGCAGUGGUUCAGUUGGAAGGUGAGAAUAAACUGGUGACAAGCUUCAAAGGCAUCAAGGCCGUGACCGAACUCAACGGCGACAUAAUCACCAGUACUAUGACAUUGGGCGACAUUGUCUUCAAGAGACUCAGCAAGAGAAUUUAGACAAGUCUGCAUUUCCUAUCCUUUUACUGUGUAAAAUUAAUGUAAUAAAGUGGACUUUGUUUAAAAAAAAUG
This is a messenger RNA of Manis javanica (Malayan pangolin), 522 nucleotides long. It is a transcript of the gene FABP1, whose product is annotated as fatty acid binding protein 1. Lineage: Eukaryota; Metazoa; Chordata; Mammalia; Pholidota; Manidae. Gene Ontology annotation, molecular function: lipid binding. The record is from RefSeq and is a predicted model, not a curated record.